Punica granatum (pomegranate) is the source of this 2561-nucleotide messenger RNA. The record is from RefSeq and is a predicted model, not a curated record. NCBI's taxonomy places the organism in Eukaryota, Viridiplantae, Streptophyta, Magnoliopsida, Myrtales, Lythraceae.
CAGCUCCCACAGUUCAUUGCCAAACUCUUUCCUUUUCAUAUAAACACUCGCUAAUGCCCCAAAUUACAAUUCCUCUCCCACAACAAAUCUAACGUACAUCCUCAAGAACAUCAAUCAAAUCCAAUCCUCUCGCGCAAAGUCCUCAUAGCCAUGAUCACGUGGCACGACCUAUACACUGUCCUGACUGCGGUGGUGCCGCUCUAUGUGGCCAUGAUCCUGGCGUACGGCUCGGUCCGGUGGUGGGGAAUCUUUUCCCCUGACCAGUGCUCUGGCAUCAACCGCUUCGUGGCCAUCUUUGCUGUCCCACUCCUCUCGUUCCACUUCAUAUCCCAGAACGAUCCUUACACUAUGAACUACCGGUUCAUCGCCGCCGACACCCUGCAGAAGCUCGUGAUGCUCGUCUUCCUCUUCCUCUGGGCCUGCUUCUCCCGGGCUGGGAGCCUUGACUGGGCCAUUACGAUCUUCUCCCUUUCGACCCUCCCCAACACCCUCGUCAUGGGGAUCCCGUUGCUCAUUGCCAUGUAUGGCACCUACGCAGGCAGCCUGAUGGUCCAGGUCGUCGUGCUGCAGUGUAUAAUCUGGUACACUCUUCUUCUCUUUCUCUUCGAAUACCGCGGCGCCAGGAUGCUGAUCAUGGAGCAGUUCCCCGAGUCCGCAGCCGCUAUAGUCUCCUUCAAGGUCGAGUCCGAUGUUGUGUCCCUUGACGGCAGGGAAUAUCUGGAGACGGAUGCCGAGGUCAGGGAGGACGGAAAGCUCCAUGUCACAGUGAGGAAAUCCAUCUGUGCCAGCUCGAGACGGUCAUAUGGCCUAGGCCCAAGAACGUCGUUCUCAGGCCUGACACCCCGCCCAUCGAACCUCACUGGCGUCGAGAUUUAUAGCCUCAGCUCGUCGAGGAAUCUGACCCCUAGAGGGUCCAACUUCAACAAUUCUGACUUCUACUCCAUGGGGGGCGGGGUACCUUCGAGGCUCUCUAACUUUGGUUCGUCCACAACCCCAAGGCCCUCGAGCUUCGAUGAGAACUGUACUUCUCCGAGGUUUGGGUUUUACUCUGCCCAACCGGGGCCAACAUCGCACCCGGGCCUGAGCCCUGAUAUAUCUACUGCCACCGCCAAGGUCAGCAAAAACCACCACCAGCACCAGCCACUGCAACCGUCUGUGAACAGCGGCAAGGCCAAUUAUGAUGCCAAGGAGCUGCACAUGUUCGUGUGGAGCUCGAGUGCUUCACCAGUGUCGGAGGGUGGUGGGCUCCAUGUGUUCGGCGGGUCCGAAGUCAGCCCAUUGGAGCAAUCUGGUCGGGCCGAUCAAGGUGCCAAGGAGAUUAGGAUGAUCGUUAAUGACAAUCCUCCUAAUGGUGACAGCAAAAAUGCUCCGGAAACUGCUGGGUGCGAUGCUGAGGACAUCAGCUUUGUGAGCAAACUGGAGGCAGAGGAUGAUGUUGGGGAAAGGAAGCACGGCCACGCUAAUGGACUCAACAAGCUGGUUGCCGACUCCAUCGCUGGACCACACCCUGAACCCGGCGCCAGAAAGCAAAUGCCACCAACGAGUGUCAUGACCAGGCUGAUCUUGAUCAUGGUUUGGCGGAAGCUCAUCCGCAACCCCAACACUUACUCCAGCCUGAUUGGCGUUGCUUGGUCCCUCAUUGCUUUCCGGUGGCAUGUGGGGAUGCCCAAAAUAGUAGAGAAGUCAAUCUCCAUACUGUCAGAUGCUGGCUUGGGGAUGGCAAUGUUCAGCUUAGGUAUAUUCAUGGCCCUCCAGCCGAAGAUAAUCGCCUGUGGGAAUUCCGUUGCCGCAUUUACAAUGGCUGUGAGGUUCCUAACCGGUCCAGCAGUGAUGGCCGCUGCUUCCAUCGCCAUCGGCUUACGCGGAACCCUCCUUCACAUAGCCAUUGUUCAAGCUGCACUUCCACAAGGAAUCGUCCCUUUCGUGUUCGCCAAAGAAUACAACGUUCAUCCGGCCAUUCUCAGCACCGGGGUGAUUUUCGGGAUGUUGAUAGCCCUUCCAAUCACUCUAGUGUAUUACAUUCUACUCGGGCUGUAAACUCCCCUCCCCGCAAUGUAUCCAAACACACGCAAGACAAGUGCGUGGAUCGAACUUUUUUCGGGGGGCAAAACAUCGAGUUAUAGUGGUUUCUUCACUGGAAUUAAGAUCGAUGACCUAAAUUACGCGAGGAGUUUCUGGAGCCUUCAGGGACAAUUACGCGACAUUGUUUAUCCAAGACCAUGAGCAGUUUGGGAGAUGUGAAAUUUGACUAAGGAAGAUUCCCAUGAUACGAGGGUUGAUGCCUCCAUUAGAAGACAAAGUCACUUGUAAUUUUUUUAAUGUGAUUUUUGGGGGGACAGAGAUGCCUCGUCUGCUCAGAGGAGACAUGCAAGAGGAAAUGAUGGCUAUAUUACAGAGUUUGAAGAUAUGAUUGCCGAAAUUGAAAACAUAAAUAUAUUGUGUGGGUCAACAAAUUUAAUCACCUUUUUAAUUCAUGUUUUCGUGUGCAAAUUAAUUGCAUUUGAAUGCUCAAACUCUUUCUUUGCUUUUGUGUCUUAAUUUAGUGCUAAUCCUUUUGGGCU